UCUCAGGAAGAACCUGCAGCACUUCCUCCUCCUGUCACUCUUUAACGUUCGCGUUUCCUGACCCCGGAAAGCCAGAGGGACGCGCAGAGGAUGGCGGCUCUGGUUGCUAAGCCGGCGGUGUCGGCGUUCUCGUGGUGGCGCAGCUCGGCGCUCACUUUGCGCGGAGCUCUGGGUCCGAGCGCGCGGCUGCCCGCCCCCGGCCACCGCUGCGUGGAUCACCGCAGGCUGCACGCAGAGAGAAGAUGAUCCGGUGGAAGUGCACCUCAAGCGGUUAGAGGGCAAAGACGAGGGAAUCGUAGAGGUGUUGAUGUGCCGACACAAAGCGAGAAAUGCGCUCGGCCACGUGUUUGUGUCACAGAUGAGGGAGCUGAUGUCUGCUCUGGCCUGCGACUCAGCAGUUCGUGCGGUCGUGUUCAGGAGUUUAGUGCCUGGCGUGUUCUGUGCAGGAGCUGACCUGAAAGAAAGAGCGCUGAUGAACCACACCGAGUCGGAUCUGUUUGUUCACAGCCUGCGGUCCCUCAUGACUCAAAUAGCAAUGCUGCCCUCGCCGACCAUCGCCGCCAUUGACGGUGUGGCUCUGGGAGGGGGGUUGGAGCUCGCCUUAGCCUGUGACCUCCGCACCGCUGCCUAUUCCGCACAGAUGGGUCUGAUUGAAACGACGCGUGGGCUGCUCCCAGGGGCGGGGGGCAGUCAGCGGCUGCCGCGGACGGUCGGCGUCACCCUGGCCAAGGAGCUCAUAUUCACAGGACGCCGCGUGGGGGGGCAGGCAGCCCUGGACAUGGGGCUUGUGAACAGAGCUGUGGAACAGAACCAGGCAGAAGAUGCAGCCUACAGAGAGGCGCUCAGCCUGGCCAGGGAGAUACUGCCUCAAGCUCCUAUUGCUGUGCGAAUGGCCAAAGAGGCGAUGAAUAGAGGGAUGGAGGUCGACAUUGGUUCUGCGAUGGCCAUAGAGAGGAUGUGUUACGCUCGGGUCAUCCCCACACGGGAUAGACAGGAGGGCAUGGCAGCCUUCAUCGAAAAGAGGCCCCCACGGUACACGGGGGAAUGAAUCUGUCAAGAGUUCUGUCCCCUCAAACCAGAGGAUGGAGGUCAGCCUGAAUGCUCAGUGAUGACUUUGGUGCUUUUGUGAUGAUCAAAACAAGCCUGGGCUUAUAACAUCGGCACAUUUGACCUCA
Molecule: messenger RNA, 1175 nt
Organism: Oryzias latipes (Japanese medaka)
Lineage: Eukaryota; Metazoa; Chordata; Actinopteri; Beloniformes; Adrianichthyidae
Gene: echdc2
Product: enoyl CoA hydratase domain containing 2
Biological process (GO): fatty acid beta-oxidation
Cellular component (GO): mitochondrion
Molecular function (GO): catalytic activity
Source: RefSeq, a predicted model, not a curated record